Molecule: messenger RNA, 474 nt
Organism: Spirodela intermedia
Lineage: Eukaryota; Viridiplantae; Streptophyta; Magnoliopsida; Alismatales; Araceae
Source: the annotation of a GenBank genome assembly
AUGGAUAACAAUCCAAGGCCUCUACCGGUAAGAUUUCUGGAACCUGGCGCGAGCACCGCGUCCACCGAACUUCUUCGGCUCGCAGCGGCGGGGAUCGGCGACAAGAAGAGUACGGUCGUACCUAAUGAGGAUAUCCUUGAUCUCCUUCUUCGCCUGCUCGUCGACGUACUUCUGAUAGAAGGCGACCAGAGCCUUGGCGAUGCUCUGGCGGAUGGCGUAGAUCCGGGAGACGUGACCACCGCCCUUCACGCGAAUGCGCAUGUCGACGCCGGCAAACCGGUGGCGACCGAGGAGGAGGAUGGGCUCAUAAGCCUUGUGACGGAGGAUCUCCGGCUUCACCAGCUCGAUGGGGCAACCAUUGAUCUUGAUCAGCCCGCGGCCGCGCUUGCAGUACGCGACCGCCACCGCAUUCUUCUUCCGCCCAAAGCACUGCACGGACUCCACCGGCGCAGCCGCCAUGGCUUCUCACUGUAA